UCCCGGCCCCGCGCCCAUGGCCGCACCCGGACCCCGCGCCUUGCGUGCUGCUCUCUGCGGCGGUUGUUGUUGCCUCCUCCUGUGUGCCCAGCUGGUUAUAGCUGGUAAAGGAGCACGAGGCUUUGGGCGGGGAGCCUUGCUCCGCCUGAACAUCUGGCCCACUGCCCAAGGGGGCUGCAAACACCUGGGACACUGUGAACGCUGUGUCGACAGAGCCCACAACCUCUCCAUCUGCAUGUGGCAACAGUGUGGGCCAGAGGAGCCAGGACACUGCGUGGCCCAAGCCGAGGUGCUCAAGGAGGGUUGCUCUCUCUACAACCGUUCAGAGUCCUGCCCAGCUUCCCACCACCAUCCCACCCAUGAACCGGAGACAAGCACAACAGGGAAUCCCCCAGCCCCUGAAGCCCACAGCCCAGGUUUUGAUGGAGCCAGCUUCAUCGGGGGCAUUGUGCUGGUGCUGAGCCUGCAAGCAUCCGCCUUCUUUGUGAUGCGCUUCCUCAAGGCCAAGGACAGCACUUACCAGACACUAAUCUGACCCCAGUGGUCCUGGCUCCACCUUGAAAGGACAGAGGACUCAGAGGCCACCCCUUGAUUGCCUUAUGGGCACUGGGGGGUGGGACACACUUUGGCCACCAGUUUCUGGUCCCAGUAGGCACAGGGCACCGAGCUGAUGGCUGACAUUCUUUCCUGUCCUGGGCCUGGCACCUGUAACUGAACCAUCCUUGAACCCUCCCGUGGCUCAUGCAGUCAGCUGGGUCCCCAGCCUGAUACUUGAUGUCUGCUGUUUCUUCUUACCAACCCAGUGUGGGGGCCACUCCCAAAUAAAGACCUGUUUCCACCCA
Molecule: messenger RNA, 842 nt
Organism: Phodopus roborovskii (desert hamster)
Lineage: Eukaryota; Metazoa; Chordata; Mammalia; Rodentia; Cricetidae
Gene: Cd164l2
Product: CD164 molecule like 2
Exons: 6
Coding region: 17-535 (172 amino acids)
Cellular component (GO): cytoplasmic vesicle
Source: RefSeq, a predicted model, not a curated record